This is a messenger RNA of Brassica napus (rape), 2605 nucleotides long. RefSeq names its product translation initiation factor IF-2-like. The coding region runs from base 1 to 1530 and encodes 509 amino acids. The record is from RefSeq and is a predicted model, not a curated record. The transcript is spliced from 2 exons. Lineage: Eukaryota; Viridiplantae; Streptophyta; Magnoliopsida; Brassicales; Brassicaceae.
AUGGUGGUCGAAACGAGAGGAGGGGGUAAGAGGAAGGAUAAUCCAACGAAGGAAGAAGUUCGGAAAGUGAAGUUUGUAAAGACGGCCUCCGAUAAUAUUGAGAAGACGACGACGGAGAAUGUUGAAUCGACGGGAACGGCAAAGACGACGGAGAUUGUUGACUCGAGGGAGAAGACGACGGAUGUCUCGACGGAGGUGACGACGGAUGUCUCGACGGAGAAGACGACGGAUGUCUCGGCGGAGAAGACGAGUGAGGACGCGAGGGAGAGUACGGCAGAGAUAACGGAGCGGAGUGAUGUGGCUUUAGAAACUGCUCCGGCGACAGUGAACAAAGGUCCUGCUGGCCCAUCUCCUCCAGCUCCUCCAGCAACUCCGGCGAUUGGGACUGAAUCUGAAGAAGAAGAGAAUGAGGAAACCCCUUCUUCUGGAGAUGAAGAGAAUCAGAAAGCCGGUUCUGGAGAGGAAGAGAAUGAUCAUGACGACCGUUCCGAUGGUUCUAGCCAGGAGAAUGAAGAUGUUGAAGAAGAACAAGAAGAAGCAAAUGAGAAGGAAGAGACUGAAGGUUCUGAAGAAGGAAAUGGAGAUGGAGAAGGAAAUGGUGACAGAGAAGGAAAUGAAGACGAAGAAGGAAAGGAUAAUGAGAAUGAAGGUUCUGAAGAAGAAAAUGACCGAGAAGAGUUAGCAAAUGGAGAUGACAAUGAGAAUCCACCUGAACCCGGGAAUCCACCUGAACCAGAGGGUUUGAAUGGAAAUGUGGCAACCGAGGCAAUCAAACCAACCAGCAUGUUCUUCAAGCCAACCGAGUACAGAAAAAAAAUAAAGCUAGGGACAAGGUGUAUGAUAGCUAGCGCGAUUAAGACGCUAAAAAAUCUGAAACCCAAGCUGUCUAACGCGGAGAUGAGCUGGUUCACGGAGCAUCCUCAAUUCAGACACAUUUUCCACAUGAAGAUAGAGACUAACCACAGGGUUCAGGGAAUGUGGAUGUUGUUGUUGCGUACUGCUGGUAGCGAGAAGCUAAGAGAAGUGUGGUUCAUUGUGAAUGGGGUUCCAAUCCGUUACGGGCUGAGGGAACAUGGUUUGAUAUCUGCGCUAUUCUGCCAGAACUAUCCUCUCGGCUACAAAGAGCUUGGUGGGACGAGGUUCGUUGAUCGCCAUUUCAAGGAAGGAGAACCGAGAAGGUUAGAGGAUGUUAAGAAGAAGCUGGUGAACAUGGGACCCCACAAAGACAGACUAAAGAUGGCGGUUCUAUUCUUCUUAGCUUCGGUUGUUUGUGCGCAAACGAAGGUUGGACACAAGGCUAAUGAUGUAUUGGAGGUGUUCCAGAGAGCAGUGGAUGAUCUUGAGUACUGCAAGUCCUUUCCGUGGGGGAGAUUUUCCUAUGAUUACAUGGUGAAGGAGAUCUCUCACACAAUGAAGCAUUUUGGAGGGGUGGUGAAAGAGAAAACAUUAUGGCGGCUACCAGGUUUCUGUGUUCCAUUAGAGGUAUGCAAAAUCCCAUUAAACCAGUCUGACAACAUUGUUGUUUACUAAUGCAAAAAUGUUGUGUGUAACAGCUUCUUGCAUUCGAGGCAAUUCCGAAGCUAGGAAUAGCGUUCAGAGAGCCUGUGGUUGGAGCUGGUCGCGACUGUCCGAGGAUGUGCAAGUCCUACUUUAAACGAAAUGGAAUGACAGGGGUGUCACUUUCUGUGAUAAACAAGGAACUGGGUAACACAACUGUAAGUCUUCCUGUGAACUGUGGUCGAACUAUGGUGGGAAUAAAGUGAAACUGUGGUAGAAGUAAGGUAGUACUAGAAAGGGAACUAGGGUAGGAAUAAAGUGAAACUGUGGUAGAAGUAAGGUAGUACUAGAAAGGGAACUAGGGUAGGAAUAAAGUGAAACUGUGGUAGAAGUAAGGUAAUACUUAUUUUCUUUUUAGACAUUAGAAAUUGCUAAGUUUUAAAAUUAUUUAUGUGUGUGAUAGGUUAUUGACAGCAUCAUCCCCACCAAAACUCCACGAGAAGAUAGCCUUUUGGAUGAGAUUAUGGAAGAUGAAGACGAUGUUGAUCAAUCUGAUAUAGCUGUGGACAGUUGGGAGAAGUGUCUGGAUGCAGGGCAGAAGGUUUUUUUUAAAGACAUGUUCGACGAAGAUGUAGUUGGGCGUGAAAAACAGCCAGAACCGAUUGAAGAUGCAACAGGGGAUGGAGUACAAGUAGGUGAGCAGUCGAUUCAGCUGGGAGAUGUUAUGAAUAUGCUGAAAAAAACAAUGAAACUGAUGAGGAAAAUUGACAAGAAAGUUCACCAGCUGGAUGGGAGAUUGGCCCCGCUUGAGGAGUUUGUCAAGGAAGCACAAGGCAAAGUAGUAGAGGUUGAAGAAGCAGAAUCACAAGGGAAAGACAAAAGAAAAAAAACCCAGAAGUCUGUGGGGAAAGGCAAAAAACAGAAAACCAAGUGAAGUCAAGUGAAGUUGAGUGAAACAAAGUCUAUGGAUGUUUUAUGUUAAUCGUUUUUUUUUUUGUUAAAGACAAACGAAGUCUGAAUGUUUAUCUUGUUUGUGAUGUGGAUUUACAACUUUAACUAUGUUAUGACUAGGUUGUUAUGUCAUAUUAGUGUUGUAAUGUUGUUAUUA